AUGGAAUCUUCAACACCAAACUGGCAGAAACAUAAAGAUCUACUUACAGAGGCUGGAAUUGACUUUGAUCUUAUUGAGGAGACAAGGAAGUACAUUCACAAGAAUGCUGAGCCUGGAUUCAAGGAGUUCAAGACUAAGGAGAAGAUCUUAGAGCACUUUUCUGACAUUGAUAAAGAGCAUAUCAAAGAAUAUGCCACAACUGGACUCACUAUAGAUAUCACAGGGACUGCUCCACCCACUGAGGAUGGAGAAUGCAAUGUCGUUGCAUUCAGAGCUGAUAUGGAUGCUCUUCCCAUGAGUGAAGAAACAGGUGCUGAGUAUACCUCAGUCACUGAUUGCGCCCACAUGUGCGGUCAUGAUGGACAUAUGGCUAUUCUCAUCACAACAGGAAUGUUUUUGAAGCAACAUAGAGAUAAAAUCCCAAGUAAUAAAACUAUCAGAUUGCUCUUCCAACCUGCUGAAGAAAGCCCAGGAGGUGCCAAACCAAUGAUUGAAGAAGGAUGUCUUGAUGGUGUCGAUGAAAUCUAUGGAUAUCACAACGCCCCGUUCGGAGAAGAAGCAACCAUCACUUGUAAACCUAAAGAAUUAAUGGCUGGUGUGACAAUUGUCAAUAUCGAAAUUGAAGGUAAAGGAGGACAUGGAUCUGAACCUGCCAACUCUAUCGACCCUAUCACUGCUGCAGUGAAUGUCCACAGUGCAUUCAAUACUAUUAAAUCAAGGAAUGUACCUUCAACAUAGACGUCGUUGCCUUCACCAUCUGCUCCUUCA
This is a messenger RNA of Moneuplotes crassus, 768 nucleotides long. The record is from the annotation of a GenBank genome assembly. Lineage: Eukaryota; Ciliophora; Spirotrichea; Euplotida; Euplotidae.